GAUUACUGGAAUGUUUUGCAGGGAACUGACCCUCCUUUCUGGGAGUUGUAGUUCACCCACAACCAGAGAAACUGUGACCUCCACCGAUGAUGGACCUGGACCGAACUUGACACAGAGAAGCCCCAUUACCAACUGAACAUAUUACAGGAGUUUGUGGGAACUGACCUUUAUUUUGGGAGUUGUAGUUCACCUGUAUCUAGAGCGCACUGAACCCAGCCAAUGUCGGAUCUGGACAAUCUGGACAAAUGCAGACGCAAAAUGGCCAAAUGAAUACUGGAAGGGUUUGUGGGUGAUUGUCCUGGGAAUCUGGGAGUUGUAGUUCUCCCUUAUCCAGAGAGCACUUUUUUCCGUGUCAGGAGCGACUUGAGAAACUGCAAGUGUGCAAGGAUGUUGCCCACGGGAUGCCUGGAUGUUUGAUGUGGAAGCAGUGGAGAGCAGAACGAAGAGACGCUCAGAGACGUUGUCCCUUCCGUUUACUGGUCACAUUUAUGGAGGCCUCAGAGAUGGGAUGAUGGUGUUGGUUUCGGGAAGCGUUCAACGUUCCUGCAAAAGGUUCCAGAUUGACUUCCAGUGUGGCUCUGCCCCUUCGCCCCGGCCCGACGUUGCUUUCCAUUUCAACGCCCGCUUUGACGAGAGUUGCAUGGUGGGGAAUUCGUUUGAAAGGGGAAAUUGGCAGCAUGAACAGAGGAAGCAAGACAUGCCAUUCCGCAAAGGACAUCCAUUCGAAAUCCGGUUUCUUGUGACCAACGGCUCCUUCAAGGUUGCUGUGGAUGGCAGGCAUGUGUUCGAGUUCAUACAUCGGAUCCCCCUGUAUAGAGUGGAGGCCAUCUCCGUCUCCGGAGGCAUCGAAGUGGCAUCUAUCAACUUCCAAGGCCCUACCAAUCCAGGUUUCCCACCUACUCCAAGUUUCCCACCUACUCCAAGUUUCCCACCUACUCCCAGUUUCCCACCUACUCCAGGUUUCCCGUCUGCUCCAAGUUUCCCAUCUGCUUUUCCCCAAGGGAGUCCCUUUCCGCCUGGAUCAUACUUUCCAUCAAACAUUUAUUCUGUGCCGUAUCGUGGUCAGAUUUUUGGAGGCCUUUCCCCAUCCAAGUGUAUUACAAUCUCGGGAACAGUGUUACCGAAUGCCAACAGGUUCCACGUCAACCUGAAAGCGGGCAACACCACCGCUCUCCAUAUAAACCCCCGGUUCGAUGAGAAUGUGAUUGUUCGAAACUCUAAAAUCAAUGAAUGUUGGGGUUCAGAGGAUCGCCAUCUGGGCAGAGCGAUGCCUUUCUCCCGUGGCCAGCCCUUCACUAUGUGUAUUCUCUGCGAAACGCGGGGCUUCAAAGUGGCUGUGAAUGGGCACCAUCUCUUCGAUUACAGCUACCGUAUUCCCAAUCUUCCGCAGAUCAAUCAGCUCGAGGUGGAGGGCGAUGUCACACUGACCAGCAUUUCUUAAUUUGCACCAAAUUCUAUGUGUAUUUUCCCCCAAGCCCUACUGAUGCUGUGAUUGACAGCUGUCAAUUAACCAGGAUUAUAAAUUUCAAUCAGAGCUCUGCCAUGUAACCCUUUGAAUAAAUGCACCAAGUCUAUACACAUAAUAAAAGUGAAAAUAUGCAUGUA
This is a messenger RNA of Anolis carolinensis (green anole), 1605 nucleotides long. Its product is annotated as galectin-9B. Gene Ontology annotation, molecular function: carbohydrate binding; galactoside binding. The transcript has 9 exons. The coding region runs from base 410 to 1441 and encodes 343 amino acids. Gene Ontology annotation, cellular component: cytosol; nucleus. Gene Ontology annotation, biological process: negative regulation of CD4-positive, alpha-beta T cell proliferation; positive regulation of gene expression; negative regulation of type II interferon production. The record is from RefSeq and is a predicted model, not a curated record. NCBI's taxonomy places the organism in Eukaryota, Metazoa, Chordata, Lepidosauria, Squamata, Anolidae.